Aspergillus niger is the source of this 1461-nucleotide messenger RNA. RefSeq lists its product as uncharacterized. Gene Ontology annotation, molecular function: transmembrane transporter activity. Bases 1 to 1461 code for a protein of 486 amino acids. Gene Ontology annotation, cellular component: membrane. NCBI's taxonomy places the organism in Eukaryota, Fungi, Ascomycota, Eurotiomycetes, Eurotiales, Aspergillaceae. The transcript has 8 exons. Gene Ontology annotation, biological process: transmembrane transport. The record is from RefSeq and is a predicted model, not a curated record.
AUGUCAUCUACGGACAUUGAAAAGCCCCCUAGUGUCGAACGGAUCGAGGAUAUCGAUAAGCCUGAAAUCCAUGAUGUGGACUACGAUGAGGAGUUCACGCCUGCAGAGCAGCGCAAGAUCAUCCAUCGGGUCGAUCGUCGCUUGGUGACUAUGGCUGGUUUGGCGUAUUGCAUUUCGCUUAUGGAUAGGACGAAUCUAAGCAUGGCUGCGGUUGCAGGUUCUACACUUUCUGUAUUAUUGGAUGUAACUGCUGACAAGGGACAGUCUGUCGUGAUCCUCGUUUUCUUUAUACCCUACGUGGUCUUCCAACCUCCGAUGACGGUGAUUAUCCGGAAGGUGGGCCCGACUCUGUUUCUGGGCACUCUGGUCAUAUCGUGGGGAGCAAUUCUCGUUGGAAUGGGCUUUGUCAAGAACUGGAAGCAAAUGGUCGCAAUCCGUGUGCUCCUUGGUGCACUAGAAGCAGGUUACUUUCCCGGCUGCGUGUACCUCCUGUCAAGUUGGUACGCCCGAUAUGACAUCCAAAAGCGAUACUCGGUCUUUUACCUUAUCGGCUGUGUCGCAUCAGCACUAGCCGGGGUACUUGCCUUUGGUUUGAUGCAGAUGGGAGGCAUUCAAGGCAUAUCAGGAUGGAGAUGGAUAUUCAUUAUGGAGGGCGUGAUUACGGGCGCUAUCGGACUGUUGACCUUUGUCUUCAUGGUUGACUUCCCUGAAAAGGCACACAAGUCUUGGAAGUUUCUGAACGAGAGGGAAAGUGCUUUCAUUGUGAGACGCAUUAACCGAGACCGUGCCGAUGGUAACGAAGAGCCCUUUACGUUCAAGCGAUUCUUCAGCCCGGCAUUCGACCUGAAGAUCUGGGGUUUUGCAUUGAUUUGUCUAUGCAGCACUACGGUCGCGUACGCCAUCGCAUAUUUCCUGCCCAUCAUCCUCCAAGAGGGAAUGGGCUUCAGCACCGGCGCCUCACAGUGUCUGGUCGCACCUCCCUACGGCUUUGCAGGCAUAGUGAUGUACACGACAGCCUGGAUCAGCGAUCGCUAUCGUAUGCGGGGACCCAUCGUGGCGUUUAAUGCCGUAGUCGGCAUCAUCGGCCUUCCCCUGAUGGGAUUUGCUAAGGGCAAUGCCGCGCGCUACGUGGGGGUGUUUCUGGUGGUCGCCGGGGCGAAUUCCAAUAUCCCCGCUGUCAUGGCCUAUCAAGCCAACAAUAUCCGAGGCCAGUGGACGCGCGCGUUCUGCAGCGCGACGCUCAUUGGAGUUGGGGCCAUUGGGGGGAUUAUCAGUAGUCUGGUGUUUCAGUCGAAAGAUGCGCCAGAAUAUCGACCGGGAAUAUGGACGACUAUUGCGUGCAACCUUGUUACGAUGAUCACGGUGGCUGCACUGAGUGUGUGGUUCCGAUAUGCGAAUAAGCAAGCCGAUCGGGGAGAGCGUGUUAUUGAGGGGUCCUCCGAUUUCCGGUAUACUAUCUAG